UCGAAAUACAGAACACCACCACUCACAGAAAACUCUUCACGAAACAAAGAUGACUUGUAGAGUUCUCAGCACAGCCACUCCUCUCUAUUAUUGGGAUUCCAUUUCAGACUCUAAGCAAUCUCGCAAGCUUCAUCAUACUCAUUCAUCAUGUUCUCCAAUGCUUCCAAUUCGAUGCUCAUCUUCAAGCCCACACCUCUCUUUAUCUGAAGAGAAACUAGAAAAUGAAACCUCAAUGACUGGUGGGGCAUAUGAUUUUGAAAAAGCAACAACUUCACUUACCAAGAAGUUGAUUCCUUCACCAAAGAAGGUAACUCUUGUGCGGCAUGGCCUUAGCUCUUGGAACAAAGAAAGUAGAAUUCAGGGAAGCUCAAAUCUGUCCAUCUUGACAGACAUUGGAGUGCGGCAAGCAGAAAGGUGCAGAGAUGCCUUAGCAGAUAUAAACUUUGAUCAAUGUUUCUCGAGUCCAAUAUCUCGUGCCAAGUCCACCGCUGAAGUUAUGUGGCAAGGCAGGGAAACACCUAUUGUAUUUCUUGAUUCACUGAAGGAGGCCAAUCUGCUUUUUCUUCAAGGCAUGAAAAAUGUGGAUGCUAGGCAGAGAUAUCCGAAAGAGUACAAAAUGUGGAGAGAAGAUCCAUCAAAUUUUAGUGUGAAUGGUGUUUACCCCGUUCGAGAACUAUGGAAAGCGGCAAGUGAGGCUUGGAAGGAAAUUUUGUUUACACCUGGAGAGAAUUUUUUGGUUGUGACUCACAAGUCUAUGUUGAGGGCACUGAUCUGCACGGCUCUUGGAUUAGGCCCAGAGAGGUUCCGCGCAAUUGAUGUGAACAAUGGUGGAAUAUCUGUGUUUAACUUCAACGAGAGAGGAGAAGCAAUGCUCCAAUCCUUGAACAUGACAGCUCACAUGUACGCUGAUCAUAUUUAUCUUUAUUGAAAGUUAUCGACACAGUGCACUGGAUGGUGAGAAAGAAUCUUAUCUUGUUUCCCAAUACACAAUGUAAACCUUAUAUAGAGACAACAUUACACAGAAAAAAUAGGUGCAAAUUGGAAAAUUAAUCAUGUUAGUUGAACAUUUCUAUCAAAACAUGAUUUGCCAUUUUUGAUGCUUAUUGUUGUGCUUAAAUUAUUUUAGACAGUUUAUACGUCAUUAACUGCGUUCUUCUCUA
Molecule: messenger RNA, 1160 nt
Organism: Cornus florida
Lineage: Eukaryota; Viridiplantae; Streptophyta; Magnoliopsida; Cornales; Cornaceae
Product: probable 2-carboxy-D-arabinitol-1-phosphatase
Exons: 7
Coding region: 50-928 (292 amino acids)
Molecular function (GO): phosphatase activity
Source: RefSeq, a predicted model, not a curated record